Molecule: messenger RNA, 2271 nt
Organism: Jaculus jaculus (lesser Egyptian jerboa)
Lineage: Eukaryota; Metazoa; Chordata; Mammalia; Rodentia; Dipodidae
Gene: Snw1
Product: SNW domain containing 1
Exons: 14
Coding region: 51-1661 (536 amino acids)
Biological process (GO): mRNA splicing, via spliceosome
Cellular component (GO): spliceosomal complex
Source: RefSeq, a predicted model, not a curated record
CAAGACACGCCCCACGACGUCGUCUCUUGCGUUGGAAGAAGCGGAAGAAGAUGGCGCUCACCAGCUUUUUACCUGCACCUACUCAGCUAUCUCAGGACCAACUUGAAGCUGAAGAGAAAGCAAGAUCUCAGAGAUCACGGCAAACCUCACUUGUCUCCUCUAGAAGAGAACCUCCCCCAUACGGGUACCGGAAAGGCUGGAUACCCCGGUUGUUAGAGGAUUUUGGAGAUGGAGGUGCUUUUCCAGAGAUCCACGUGGCCCAGUAUCCGCUGGAUAUGGGACGGAAAAAAAAAAUGUCAAAUGCAUUGGCCAUUCAGGUGGAUCCUGAAGGGAAAAUUAAAUAUGAUGCAAUUGCUCGACAAGGACAGUCAAAAGACAAGGUCAUUUAUAGCAAAUACACUGACCUGGUUCCAAAGGAGGUUAUGAAUGCAGAUGAUCCAGACCUGCAAAGACCUGAUGAGGAAGCUAUUAAAGAAAUAACAGAAAAGACAAGGGUAGCCUUAGAGAAGUCUGUAUCGCAGAAGGUUGCCGCAGCUAUGCCAGUUCGAGCUGCUGAUAAGCUGGCUCCUGCUCAGUACAUCCGAUACACACCAUCCCAGCAAGGAGUAGCAUUCAACUCUGGAGCUAAACAGAGAGUUAUUCGGAUGGUAGAAAUGCAGAAAGAUCCAAUGGAACCUCCACGGUUCAAGAUUAAUAAGAAGAUUCCCCGGGGACCACCUUCUCCUCCUGCCCCUGUAAUGCAUUCUCCUAGUCGAAAGAUGACCGUAAAGGAACAACAAGAGUGGAAGAUUCCUCCUUGUAUUUCCAACUGGAAGAAUGCAAAGGGCUAUACAAUUCCAUUAGACAAACGUCUUGCUGCUGAUGGAAGAGGACUUCAGACAGUACAUAUAAAUGAAAAUUUUGCCAAGCUGGCUGAAGCUCUGUACAUUGCUGAUCGAAAGGCUCGUGAAGCUGUGGAAAUGCGUGCCCAAGUAGAGAGAAAAAUGGCACAGAAAGAAAAGGAAAAACAUGAAGAGAAACUUCGAGAAAUGGCCCAGAAGGCCAGAGAGAGGAGAGCUGGAAUCAAAACCCAUGUGGAAAAAGAGGAUGGAGAGGCACGUGAAAGAGAUGAAAUCCGGCACGACAGGCGAAAAGAGAGACAGCAUGAUCGGAACCUUUCCAGGGCAGCUCCUGAUAAGAGGUCAAAACUACAGAGAAAUGAAAAUCGAGAUAUCAGUGAAGUCAUUGCUCUUGGUGUGCCCAAUCCUCGAACUUCCAAUGAAGUUCAGUAUGACCAAAGGCUCUUCAACCAAUCCAAGGGUAUGGACAGUGGAUUUGCGGGUGGAGAAGAUGAAAUUUACAAUGUCUAUGAUCAAGCCUGGAGAGGUGGUAAAGACAUGGCCCAGAGUAUUUACAGGCCCAGUAAAAACUUGGACAAGGACAUGUAUGGUGACGACCUAGAAGCCAGAAUAAAGACCAACAGGUUUGUUCCUGACAAGGAGUUUUCUGGUUCUGACCGUAGACAGAGAGGUCGUGAAGGACCAGUUCAAUUUGAGGAAGAUCCUUUUGGUUUAGACAAGUUCUUGGAAGAAGCUAAACAGCAUGGUGGCUCUAAAAGACCCUCAGACAGCAGCCGCCCUAAGGAACAUGAGCAUGAAGGCAAGAAGAGGAGGAAGGAGUAGACACACUCUCUUCACAGUGAACGGACUAUUUAUAGCCCUAAUGAUGUCUCCCGGGGGGAACACUUUGUAAAUGGUCAGGAUAAAACCAAAAUCUGGGUGCCAGAUCCAGUGCAACUUUUUACUACCGGAGAUGGGGUUAAAUAUUCUACUUUGAACAAUUUAGUUUUUUAAGUGUGGGUUGUGUUUGCUUCUCCCACCUUUUGGCACUUAAGAGAAUAUACUGCCCCACAUGCAGAACUGAGACCAUUUCCUUUGUGGGACAUUAGUAUUCCAGGGUAUUAAUUUGUGUAAGAACUUCUUAUGAAUAAAGUUAUCCCAAUCACAAUGAGUAGGAAAAUGUUCACAUAUUGGAACUGUGCAACCAAACAAAUUUUGCCCCUGCUGUAGCUAUUAUUCUUUGGCAUGGGGAAGUAAGGUGUUGCUAGUACAACUAUUUCAAAUAAACAUUCAGACAGAGUUCUCAGUUACAUAUGUUUAAUAGGUAGUUCACUAAUAAUCUCAGAAAUCUUUCUCUUCAUCAGAUGUUUGAUCCCCCUGCAAAAUUCUGGGUCGCCGAGCUUGAACAUGGAGCUAAAAAAAAAAAAAAAUCAAAUAAACAGUGUAAGAAAAA